Messenger RNA from Drosophila virilis, 1850 nucleotides. RefSeq names its product mus81 structure-specific endonuclease subunit (gene mus81). Gene Ontology annotation, cellular component: Holliday junction resolvase complex; nucleus. The record is from RefSeq and is a predicted model, not a curated record. Lineage: Eukaryota; Metazoa; Arthropoda; Insecta; Diptera; Drosophilidae. Gene Ontology annotation, molecular function: 3'-flap endonuclease activity; DNA binding; crossover junction DNA endonuclease activity. Gene Ontology annotation, biological process: DNA catabolic process; mitotic intra-S DNA damage checkpoint signaling; resolution of meiotic recombination intermediates.
CUUCAUCUUGGAAAAAGUCAAAACUAGACCGAGGCACGUCUUCUGCUGGCCGGUCUGUGCUGUGGUCCGCUACUUGGCCAAAAGGUGGCAUCCUCAGUUUGCAUUUUGGCGGGGAUAUGGAAGCACGCUUAGAAAUUAAGCUAUUGGAACCAAAUCCACUCUUUACGCGCUGGCUAGAACGUUGGCUCCAUGAGGCCGAGCGCCGCAAUCGCAAGUCCCAGCACAAGCUGCGGCAGGCGCUGGAGGCAUUGCGCAACUAUCCGCUGCCACUCUACAGCGGCCGCGAGUGCGCCGUUCUGCGUGGAUUUGGCUCAACGCUCUGUCAGCUCAUCGAUGAUGAGCUGCGGCAAUACCAGGUGCUGGCAAGCAAAGGAACGCUGCCAAUGGCUGCGACUGUAACACAGUACCAGGAGCAGGUUCAACAAGUGGUUAAAGUGGUGCAAAAGAAACAGCAAAAACAGCAGCAGCAGCUUCUGAAGCAACCCAAGAAAUUGACCAAAAAAGCGCUGCAGGAGCUGGCAGCAGCUGAGGAACGGGAGCGCAUCGUCCAGAUGUGCGCGGGCAGCUAUCGCAUUGUGCUGCUUGUCGACACGCAAGAGACAAGCGGCAAGAAUAAGCGCAUAUUGGAUCAGACGCGCAGCUAUCUGCAGACACUGAACGUGGAGCACGAAGUGCGCCGCCUAACCGUCGGCGACUUUCUGUGGAUAGCACGCGAUGCCGCCGGCAAUGAGCUGGUGCUGCCCUACAUCGUUGAGCGCAAGCGCAUGGACGAUUUGGCAAGCAGCAUACGCGAUGGCCGAUUUCACGAGCAGAAGCAUCGCUUGGCCCAGUGUGGUCUGCCGCACAUUAUCUAUCUGAUCGAAGACUAUGGCGACAAUGAGCAGCUCGGUCUGCCGCUGGACUCCUUGCUGCAGGCGCUGACCAACGCGCGCAUUCAGUCCGCCAACAUUCAAGUUGUACGCUCUGACAAUCACUAUCGCUCCAUGUGCUAUCUGAGAGGCGUGAGUAGCGCCUUGGAGCAGCUCUAUGUGCACGCGGCCAAGUCGCUGCACAGCGUCGACAAGACGCAGCUGGAGGCACAGUCUCAGCACAGCUCUCGGAGCAGCAGCAGUCAUGUGGGCUUGCUCAAGUUUCGAGCCCUCUAUGAGGACUCUGCACGCAAUGCGCAGCUGACGGUGCGCGAGGUGUUUGUGCAGCAGCUGCUCCAGCUGCACUCUCUCUCCAUCGAUCGUGCCUUAGCCAUUGUGGAGCGAUAUGCAACGCCGCGCCAGCUGCUGGAUGCCUACGGGAAGUGCCAAAGCGAGGCCGAGGCACGUCUACUGCUGGCCGGUCUGUGCUGUGGUCCGCUGCAGCGUCCACUGGGCGAAAAGGUGAGCCAGUGUAUCCAUCAGUUUUAUAUGAGCGAUUUUUAGGCAUUAGGUUUAGUAAUUGUAUUUAGUAGGUAUAUUAGUUAAUUGGACAUAUCUAAAGUUAUAUACACAUAUUUAUACAUUAAGAUUCAGGAGUUGAACUAGCUUUUAAGGGAGAACAAAAAUUACGAGAUGCCAUAAACGAACUAACCGAUCGGUCGAUCGGUGGAUCGGUGGAUCGAUCGAUCCAUUCAGUUUAGAUAUUGCGAAAAUGCCGUAUAGCCAAAUCCACGGGCAAAUCGAAAUCAAACUUGGACAGCGCAUCAAUAGAGCGCAGCGAGUCGCGGAAUCCCGUGCACGCCACAUAGCUAUUGGACGUAUAGUAUGUAUCAAUAAGCUCGUUGCAGCUGAGUAUCAGAUUAAGCCACUCCACCAGAAGAUGUGCGCUGCGAACAAGAAACAUAGAUUAUGAACUAAUUUCAAUAGAAGUGCAUAAGUUAA